AUGACUGAACGCCCAUCGGGACUGGGCAGGACCCCAACCGCACCUCCUAUCAUGGCAAAUGGCCAUUUUGCCACGAUCGGUAACAAUGCGGAUGCUGCCGCCGCCUAUGAGCAUGGCGUGCAGGUCAUCGAUGGAGAUAAGGAGUUCAAUCCGAACCUAGCCAAGUACCUAUCCCUUGAAGAUGUCACCCCGGCCGGUUUCAAUUACCACCUCAUCUCCGUGUUUGGAUCGCAGUCCACCGGCAAGUCCACCCUGCUGAACCACCUCUUCGGCACCCAGUUCUCCGUAAUGUCAGAGCUGGAGCGCAGACAGACGACCAAGGGUAUCUGGCUGUCGAAGAAUAAAAAGCAGGGGGAAAGUGCCACCGCCGACGGAUCGCGCAUGGCAGACAAUAUUCUGGUGAUGGAUGUUGAAGGUACCGAUGGUCGCGAACGAGGAGAGGACCAGGAUUUUGAGCGCAAGAGUGCUCUUUUUGCGCUUGCGACAAGUGAGGUCCUUAUUGUCAACAUCUGGGAGCAUCAGGUGGGUCUGUACCAGGGAGCCAACAUGGGUCUCCUGAAGACCGUAUUUGAGGUCAACCUGCAACUAUUCCUGAAGGACAAGAAUACUACGCACCGAUCCCUCCUUUUCUUUGUUAUCCGUGACUUCAUCGGCACAACCCCACUAAAGAACCUCCAAAAAACAUUAUUGGAAGAUCUAUCCCGCCUUUGGGACACAAUUUCCAAGCCAGCUGGCUUGGAAAAGUCAACGAUUCAUGAUUAUUUCGAUUUCCAGUUCUAUGGACUGCCGCAUAAGGGUUACCAGCCCGAUCAGUUCGUGGCGGAGGGCAAGAAGCUUGCCUUACGGUUCCGCGAGGGCUUCCGUGACCCCAAGAGAGAUGCGCUCAAGGGCGAAUUCUCGGAAGGAGGCGUCUUCUUGCCAGAAUAUCACCGGCGCAUUCCGGCGGAUGGAUUUUCGCACUACGCCGAGGGCAUCUGGGACCAGAUUGUCAACAACAAAGACUUGGACCUUCCCACACAACAAGAACUACUGGCUCAGUUCCGCUGCGAUGAAAUUCUGCGUGAAGUGAUGAUUGGUUUCGAUGAGGCCAUCACCGCCUUCGAGGAAAAGCAAGCUGAAGCUGUUCGUUUGGGAGCCCCGGAGGUGCUCGGGGGGCUGGGUGUAGCCAUGCGUGCCGCCCGCUCUAAGACUAUCAAGGGCUUCGAAACUGAGGCCAGUCGAUACCACAAGGGUGUUUAUCAGCGCAAGAAGGCUGAAUUGGAGGGCAAGGUUGAUACUCGGCUGAAAGCUCUUUUCCAUGGCCAACUCUCAGCAGCGCAUAAAUCCGGCAUUCGCGAUUUCAGUGAUACAGUAACCGAGACCGUCAAGUCUGGCCAGAAGAAGGGUGGCAACUACGAUUUUGCUGAGAUUGUGAACAAGGAAACCAAGAUUUCGUUGGAGAAGUUCCAAGAGGUAGCAAAGUCCACUGUGGUGGAAGGCACACCUUGGAGCAAUUAUAAACAAGAGUUGAAGCUGUACGAAAAGGAACUGUCUGAGGCUAGUGCUCGCCUGCGAAGAGAUGAGAUGAGACGCCUCGCAAGCCGUGUUGAGCGUUGGGUGCAGUCUCGUCUGGGUGAAUCUGUCGGGCUUGAAUUUAACAACCUUGGCUCCGGUCGUGCCGGCAGUGGCGCCCCAGAGGAUGGCGAAAAACCCACUGAGAAGGCAUUUUGGGAUCGGGUCUGGAAUGUUUUCGUCGAAACUGUUCUUGACGCGGAACGGAGAUUCACCAACCGGGCUAGCAGUUUUGAUGCCAGCCUUGAGGAGGUUGAUGUUGGACUUUGGCGCCUGCGUCGUAAAUCAUGGGGCGUUUUGCGUGCUAAGAUUGACGAGGAAAUGACUGAAGGCAACUUGCUCCUGAAGCUGCGUGAGAACUUUGAGGACAAGUUCCGAUAUGAUGAUGAUGGUGUCCCGCGCAUCUGGCGCCCGACAGAUGACAUUGAGGGCAUCUACACUCGUGCCCGCGAGUCUACCUUAACGUUGAUUCCUCUGCUUUCUCGAUUCCGUCUUGUCGAGACAUCGGCCCCGCCACCACUCGACCGGUGGAUUGGGCAUACCCCCACUUCGGCCACAGCUGCUGACGAAGAAGACUUGCCUCCUAUCGGCGGAGUUGAUGAAGAUGAGGGCAAGAGCCUAGAAGAGGAGAUGACAAUUCUUGGUGAUGCGAAAAGGCAGGAGCUCACCGUGCGCUUCAAGAAAACAGCCGAUGGCGUAUACGUCGAGGCUAAGCGGAGUGCCAUUGGUGGAAUUACCCAAGUACCGCUCUACUUCUAUGGCCUGCUGAUUGCCUUGGGAUGGAACGAGAUCGUUGCGGUUCUCCGCAACCCGGCCUACUUCUUCCUGCUGUUUGUGUGUGCCGUGGGCGCUUACAUCACCUACCAGCUUAACCUGUGGGGACCUAUCUUGAAGAUGACAGAGGCAGCUUCGCAGCAGGCCCUCGUGGAGGGUAAGCGCCGCCUGCGCGAUUUCCUCGAGUCCUCCGAUACUGGUCGACAGGCUAUGGCGAUGUCAGCUGAGCGGACAGGCUCCUCGAGCCGUACGGAAGAGUAUGAGAUGUCCGACAUUAAAAAGUCCAGCUCCAAGGACAAUGAUGACUUGGAUGACUUGUAA
This is a messenger RNA of Penicillium verhagenii, 2646 nucleotides long. RefSeq names its product dynamin-like GTPase SEY1 (gene sey1). The transcript has 4 exons. Gene Ontology annotation, molecular function: GTP binding; GTPase activity. The record is from RefSeq and is a predicted model, not a curated record. The coding region runs from base 1 to 2646 and encodes 881 amino acids. Gene Ontology annotation, cellular component: endoplasmic reticulum. Lineage: Eukaryota; Fungi; Ascomycota; Eurotiomycetes; Eurotiales; Aspergillaceae. Gene Ontology annotation, biological process: endoplasmic reticulum membrane fusion.